AUGUCUGGCAUGUUGAGGUUGUUUGUUAGACCUCCUGCGGUAAAUGCGACUGUGUUACUGCGUAAGAUACCUCAAAUGUCUUCUAAAGAAGUUAUUUGGACCUUUGAAGACUUAUCUCACAUGAAAAAAAUCGCUAACACACAUGCUGAGUCAUUGUUUUUUGCCUGUACUAGUAGAAUCCAAUCCUUUCUCCCCCAAUUAGGAAUUACCGGAAUUGUCAGAAUAUUAUUCGCCCAUUACAAGUCUACACUGAAAGAUAACAAAUUAAUUCAUAACAUUAACGAUUUUAUCCUAAACGAAUGUGAAGAAGGGAUGUCGAGUAGUGAAAUUUGGAAUUAUUGUACGGCAAAUGACUCGGUUUUGCUAUAUAAGGGAUUCUUUUUGAACAGUUUCAUGAAUAAACAGUUACACUGUCGGAUAUGGAAGAGUAUUGUAGCAAAUAAGCCUUAUUUAACCCCUUCUGACACAACCAUUUUAUUAAAAUGUCAUCAUUCUCUUUUAAAUUCUGAGCAUCGUAAUUUGUUUUCUGAAGCUGAUCUAAUCAGCUUUAAAUCGCAACUAAUGGAGAUGAUCAUCCAAGCCAUCCAUCAAUUAAACAGGUUCCAUCCUUCAGAUAUCAACGUAUUUAUUGCUGAAAAUAUUGAAUUGGACUCUUUCUACAAUAACAUUACGGAAUUGAAUGUCUACUAUACAAAUAUCCUCAACUACAUUGAAAACAAUCCGAAUAUACUCAACGCUAAUCAGAGCCUAUGCGUAAUAGGUUCAUGUGUUAAAUUUUUGGAGAUAAAUGAAGAGAUAUAUAUUGGAGCUAAACGAGUCAUUACUCGUAUUUUAAUGGAGUUGACCAGUAGAAACGAAGUUUUGGAGCCCCCCAAAUCAUUUUUAACAUUCAAAAAACUCUGCGACAUAAAGUACUGGAAUUUUGAUUUGAUGAAAUGCCUAAUAGAUACCAUUGCCAACAGCAGUUAUUGCAUAAUCAAUGAUCAACAAAUCGAAUUUAUCAGCUGCAUUGACGAAAUAAUCAAAAAUUUUCAUCUUAAUAAAAUGGAAACAUAUGUAAGCGAAUAUAAUUUGGGGAAAUCAGAUGAUAAAUUGUACGAUACAAGUCUAAUUGACGAAAUUACACAUGUUAAACGGGGCUGGACGACUAUGUGCUUGAAUGACCAACUAGAUUAUUUACGCGCAAUUAAAAAUAAAGCGCAAACCCGUGACAGUUGA
Babesia microti strain RI is the source of this 1218-nucleotide messenger RNA. RefSeq names its product conserved Plasmodium protein, unknown function. The transcript is spliced from 8 exons. The coding region runs from base 1 to 1218 and encodes 405 amino acids. NCBI's taxonomy places the organism in Eukaryota, Apicomplexa, Aconoidasida, Piroplasmida, Babesiidae. The record is from RefSeq and is a predicted model, not a curated record.